Neoarius graeffei (lesser salmon catfish) is the source of this 4830-nucleotide messenger RNA. It is a transcript of the gene trim65, whose product is annotated as tripartite motif containing 65. The record is from RefSeq and is a predicted model, not a curated record. The coding region runs from base 109 to 1671 and encodes 520 amino acids. The transcript has 7 exons. Gene Ontology annotation, molecular function: protein binding. Lineage: Eukaryota; Metazoa; Chordata; Actinopteri; Siluriformes; Ariidae.
CUGAGCUGUGAGGGUCUGUCAGAGAGAGUGCACACAUAGCAAACCGUCGAAUUAGCAUCAUAUCGCUGUUAGCAAAGCCCAGUAGCUAGCGGAGAGACAAACCUGGUCAUGGAGGAGCACAGCCUGACCUGCACCAUCUGCUUGGACCGGUUCACAUGCCCCGUGACGAUCCCUUGUGGCCAUACCUUCUGCCAGGAAUGCAUAUCGAAACACUGGGAUCAGAUGGAGCGAGGUGGAUCUCCGAAUACAUUGUUCAACUGUCCGGUUUGCAAAAUGACAUUCUCCCCGAGACCCACCCUGAACAGGAACGUGUCCCUGUCCGUUUUGAGCGAAGUGGCCGCCAGCAGUGCAGCAGAGAGAGUUGCAGGUGCUGCGUGUAGAAUAGACCGAGUCGAAGACGGCUCUGAGGAGCUCUGCGGUCGCCAUCAAAAGCCUCUUCUCUUCUACUGCAGGAGCGAUCGUGUGUGUGUGUGCUGUGUGUGCUCUGUGAAAGAGUGCAAAGACCAUGACAAGGUGCUGGUGGAAGAGGAAAGGAGUGACCGAGAGGAGACACUGAAGAAGAAGGGCACGGAGAUCGGAAAGUGCAUGGAGGAUGCAGAGAAGAACAUCCUGGUGCUCUCAGAAAAUAUCACUGACGCUAAGGUGUCACUGCAGCAGACGUCUCAGUGGGUGAGCACAAAGUUUUCACAGCUGCUGAAGGUGCUGGCGGAGAAACAGGAAGUGACGCAGAAUUUCUUGGACCAGCAGCAGGCCAGCACCGUGUCUCAGGCUGAGGUUCGGCUCAGCAACCUGCAGGAGAAACUUCAGCAGCUCGGAGAGCUACAGGAGCAGAUCAGCAGCCUCUGUGCCCUCCCCAACUGCCAGUUCAUUCAGGACUCCAGGCUGGUGGAGGUCCCUCAGAUGGGUUCAGUUCCUGUAGACGUCAGUGUCAACCUUCAAGAGAAGCUGAAUCCGGUCACAGACGUCCUGUCUCGUAUCUCAAAGCUGGUGUGUGAGGAUCUGGAUAAAGCCGUUAAUGCAGCUGUGAGCCACAGCAAAGAAGGCUCUCCUCAAGACAAGAGACCGAUGCUCGCUGUUGUGCCAAGUCCAGCCACUCCACCUUAUCCAACAGGAAAGGAAGGCCUCACUCAAUACCGUUGUUCAUUGACCUUUGACCAUCGCACGGCCAACGCUCACCUCAUGCUUUCUCAGAACAACCAGCGGGCGGAGCACCUGACCACGGGGCCUCAUCCAGUGCCCCCUGAAGCAGCGCGUUUUGACCACACCUGGCAGGUGUUGUGCUUGGAGAAUUUCACACACGGUCGCCACUACUGGGAGCUGGAGGUGUCCAAGCCUUGGGCGUACGUAGGUGUGACGUACCCGGACAUCCCACGCAAGGAGAAAGGCAGGACGUCCAUGCUGGGAAUGAAUGAACUGUCAUGGAGCCUGCAGCUGAACGAGCGCCAGCUCACGGCUUGGCACGGCAGCCAUGGAGAGACUGUAACAGGUGAGCUGCAGUUAAACAAACAGCCUCUGCGCAUUGGCAUCCUGCUGGACUAUGAGGAAGGCACUCUGGCUUAUUAUGCGGAGAACCAAGUGAGGCUGCACACCUUCCACUGCAUCUUUGCCCAUGAGCUCUAUCCUGCCUGCUGGAUUGGCGAGGGCGUCAGCGUCACACUCUGCCCAGUGUGAAUGUCAACAGCUUUUCUAAACAAACUGCGCAGAACUGAACUUCAGAAACGCUGUCAUUCAGCUCAUUAAACAAUUUCAAUAACCCCAGUUCCAAAAAAGUUGGAACGCUGUGUAAAAUUUAACUAAAAACAUAAUGCAAUGAUUUGCAAAUCAUGGAAACUCUAUAUUUUGUUGAAAAUAGUACAAAGACAACAUAUCAAAUGUUGAAACUUAUAAAUCUUAUUGCUUUUUCAAAAAAUACAUGCUCGUUUUGUAUUUAGUGCCAGCAACAUGUUUCGAAAACGUUGGGACAAGUCUUUCCAGCAAAAGACUGGAAAAGUUGUGUAAUGUUUGGGGGGGGAAAAAAAAACCUAAUUGGCAACAGGUCAGUAACCUGAUUGGGUAUAAAAAGAGCAUCUCGGAGAGGAAAAAUGGGGAACGUUUCAGAAAACCAUCGUCUGUGAAAACUAUUCAUUACUGCAUCCACAAAUGCAAGUUAAAACCAGAUACAAACAAUAUCCAGAAACACCGCCGCUCUUUUAUGAUGGACUGAGGCGAAGUGGAAAAUUGUCCCGAGGUCUGACGAAUCAAAAGUAGAGAUUCUUUUUUUUUUUUUUUUUAGAAAUCAUGGACACCACGUCCUCCAGGCUAAAAAGGAGAGGAGCCAUCCGGCUUGUUAUCAGCGCACAGUUCAAAAGCCAGUAUCUGUGAUGGUAUGAGGGGGCAUUAGUGCACAUGACAUGGGUAGCUUGUACAUCUGGGAAGGCAUCAUUAAUGCUGAAUGAUAUAUACAUGUUUCAGAGUGAUAUGCUGCCAUCCAGACAAAAUCUUUUUCAAGGAAGGCUUUCGUUCUUUCAGCAAGACAAUGCCAAACUGAAUUCUGUACAUAUUACAACUGCAUGGCUCCAGAGUAAAAGAGUCCGGGUGCUAAACUGGCCUGCCUGCAGUACAGAACUAUCUCCCAUUUAAAACAUUUGGGGACCCCAAACUGUUGAGCAGCUGAAAUUGUAUAUUAGGCAAUAAAGGAACUAUAUUUUACUUUCAAAACUACAGUAGUUAGUCUCCUCAGUUCCCAAAAGUUAAGAGUGUUGUUAAAAGUAGAGGUGAUGCAACACCGUGGUAAACAUGCCCCUGUCCCAACUUCUUUUUAAAAUGUGUUACUGGCAUAUAUGUUGUCUUUGUACUAUUUUCAGUGAAGUAUAGGGUUUCCAUGAUUGACAACUCCUUUAUUUAUUUAUUUUUGUGUGUGUUUAUUUAUUUAUGUUUUACACAGUGUCCUAACUUUUUGGGGGUUGGAACUAAUUUAGCUCUGUAGCAAAUGAACAAGCACUCCAUAGGGUCACUUAAUUUCACUAGAGUAGGGAAGUAGCUCCAGGCCUCCAAGAAGUAUUGUGAGGAUCCUCACCAGUAACAAACGCUCCGAGACAAAGCCAUUUCCUGAAACCUAGACUUUUAUUCGAAAAACAAACUCGAGGCGUUGUACUCAAAGACAAAGAACUCUUAAAAGCCAGAUGCUCCAGCACAACUAACUUUUUAUUUAAUAACGUGAACAGUCUUGUUCACUCAUAUACUUUUUUUCUUAUGCUACAUUUCUCAAGUUAUCCAUCGUGUUAGUUCAUGCACUUUAUUCACCAUGGUGUCAAAAUACGGGACGUUUACCUUCUCAAACAACUUUACCUGAUAAUGGUAAGCACAUCGUUCAUUCCUUUCACACAUUUACUCAUUUUGUUCAGUAAUCUGAAAAUUAUUCUUCUGUAAAUAAUCUUAAACAUUUAGGACAAAUUUGUUCCUUCUCACGACACACAGAUGUUUGUUGUGGUCAUGUGGUACAGUGUCUAUGCUCAUUGGUCUCGGUGAAUAGGGAGGAGUCAUGGUGCUCUGUUUUAUUCAAAUGCAAAUGUUUCUUAAUCAAAUUGCAACCAGAGACAAAUCAAAAUUGUGAUUUUUUUUUUGUGUGUGCAGCAUUACUCCUAUAAUAAUAAUAUUACCUGUACAAUAUACAGUGCUCUCUACAACUAUUGGCACCCCUUGUAAACAUUAGUAAAAAGGGCUAGAGAAAAAAAAUCCACCUUUUGGUGAAGUCGCUUCAUAUCACUGAAAAAAACGAGAGAAUUCCAACCUUUCAUAAUUAUUUGCACCCCUUGUAAAGAUUUAGUUUUUAAAAAAAUGGUUCGCUGACUACAGAAUCAAGCUUCUGCCAUGGCCAUCUCAGUCCCCUGACCUGAACUCCAUUGAAAACCUGUGGAGUGAGCUGAAGAAUAGAGAGGGCCGAGGACCCUGGACAAGAACCUGGAGAGACUGUGUAAAGAGGAACGGUCUCCGAUGCCCUGCUAUGUAUCGCUAACCUUAUAAAAUGUUAUAGGAGAGACUCAGCGCUGUUUUACUGCAAAGAAGGUUGUACAAAGUAUUAAAUGCAGGGGUGCCAAUAAUUAUUUCUUGAUGAGGGAUUUGUUUUACUUCUCAUGAAUUUUCAAUUAAAGGUUGGAUUUUUCUGUUUGUUUGGGGGUUUUUUUCCGUAUGAGAUGAAGCUAUUUCACCAAAAGGUGGAUUUUUUCUUUCUGAACCCUUUUUACGAAUGUUUACAAUGGGUGCCAAUAAUUCUGGAGGGCAUGGUAUGUAUUCAGCUAGUAAUCAGGUUUAUUACGGUGGUGAUUUUUGACUCAGCCUGACCUCUGGUUGUCACAUUGCUGCCUAGAUGCUGUGUAAAUAGUGUUUUAUUUCAACCCAGCAUAUUUACAUUACUCUCCUUCCCUUCUGUGAAGGGAUUUUUUUUUUUUCAAUGGACCAAACGUGAAGCACAUUGAUUGAUUUGAUUCAUGUAUGAUGUUAAAUUAACCCUUUUCUUUUUUAUUGCGACUAUUAACGUGUAGAUGAGCUUCGAACAGCAAACAGACCGGGCUGAUUGUAGAUCUGUUACAAAGACACUGGGACGUUAGGAGAGGCGCGUACACACGCAUCCAGAAAGUGAUAAAUGCACUCUGAUUAUCUAGCAAGUCGAUGAACCAGUUCAAAAGGAGGAAAAGACUUUAAAUAUAGGCCAACUGUCGCAAUAGUAAUGGAAUCUGUACUGCACCCUGAAGAGUGUGUGUAUUUUAAAAUGUUUGUUUGCUGUUUAAAAAAAGACAACCCUGUAAACCGGUCCAUGUUUAAUUUAAUAAAAUACAUCCAUUAUACAUGUUA